UCCUGCCAUCGUUCCUUCCCGUAGAAUAUUUAACCUGCCGCGGGGUACUACCUUCCCUCUGCUUCUCUUGACUUUUCCUUACUACAACUCAUCUUCUCCUGUUCAAUUCUUCUCCCACGACUCCUCUUUGACACUGAACGAUUCCCUCCCUCACCCCAGUCGAUCAGCACCAUGAGUAAAUGUCCAGUCCACGCCGACUAUAAGACGGUCAACACCGGUGGCGGUGGAACCAGAAACAAGGACUGGUGGCCCAACUCGUUGAAGUUGAACAUCCUGCGCCAGCACACUCCAGUCAGCAAUCCCAACCCGGCCGAUUUCGACUAUGCUGCCGCCUUCAAGACCCUCGACUAUGAAGGACUGAAGAAAGAUCUCACCGCCCUGAUGACCGAUUCUCAAGAUUGGUGGCCCGCUGAUUUCGGUCAUUAUGGUGGUCUGUUUAUUAGAUUGGCCUGGCACAGUGCUGGAACAUAUCGUGUUGCCGAUGGUCGAGGUGGCGGCGGUGGCGGUCAACAGCGUUUUGCCCCCCUCAACAGCUGGCCCGACAAUGUCAGCCUGGACAAGGGUCGCCGUCUCCUCUGGCCCAUCAAGCAAAAAUAUGGCAACAAGAUCUCCUGGGCUGAUCUCUUCUUGCUCAGUGGAAACGUCGCGCUCGAGUCCAUGGGCUUCAAGACCUUUGGAUUUGCUGGUGGUCGUCCCGAUACCUGGGAAGCUGAUGAAUCCGUCUACUGGGGUGGUGAGACUACAUGGUUGGGCAACGAUGUCCGCUACUCAGACGGCAAAGCUGGUGUCACUGGAUCUGGUGUCAUCGAUGGAGACGAAUCCAAGAAUGAUCACAAGGACAUCCAUAAGCGUAACUUGGAGGAACCUCUCGGUGCUGCCCACAUGGGUCUGAUCUAUGUCAACCCCGAAGGCCCGGAUGGCAACCCUGAUCCAGUCGCUGCCGCUCGCGACAUCCGCACUACCUUUGGCCGCAUGGCAAUGAAUGAUGAAGAGACCGUUGCUUUGAUCGCUGGUGGCCACACUUUUGGAAAGACUCAUGGUGCUGCCCCUUCUGACAACGUUGGUGAGGAACCCGAAGCUGCUGGCCUGGAACAGCAAGGUUUCGGCUGGAACAACAAAUAUGGUUCCGGCAAGGGCCCAGAUACCAUUACCAGUGGACUGGAGGUUAUCUGGACCAAGACGCCGACCAAAUGGGGCAAUACCUUUUUCGAAUACCUCUUCAAGUACGACUGGGAGCUCACCAAGUCUCCAGCCGGCGCAAACCAAUGGGUUGCCAAGGGCGCCGAUGACUUCAUCCCCGAUGCCUAUGACUCCAACAAGAAGCAUAAACCCAGAAUGUUGACCACCGAUCUUUCUCUGCGCUUUGAUCCUGCAUACGAGAAGAUCUCUCGCCGAUUCCUUGAGAACCCAGACCAAUUCGCCGAUGCUUUUGCUCGUGCUUGGUUCAAGCUCCUCCACAGAGAUAUGGGUCCCCGAUCUCGAUGGCUCGGUCCUGAGAUCCCAUCCGAGGAGCUGCUAUGGGAGGACCCCAUCCCAGCUGCCAGCCGCCCUAGCAUCGACAGCAGCGAUAUCUCUCAAUUGAAGAAGGAUAUCCUUGCCACCGGUAUUGAGCCAGGCAAAUUCAUCCAGACUGCUUGGGCAUCUGCUUCAACUUUCCGAGGAAGUGACAAGCGUGGCGGUGCCAACGGUGCUCGCAUUCGUCUUGCGCCUCAAAAGGACUGGAAGGUCAACAACCCGACACAACUCAAAGAAGUGCUCAGCGCUCUCGAAGGCGUGCAAAAGAACAGCGGAAAGAAGGUCUCCAUUGCAGACUUGAUUGUCCUGGCUGGUGUUGCCGCUCUCGAGAAGGCCUCCGGCUUGUCUGUGCCUUUCACCCCCGGUCGUACCGAUGCUUCUCAGGAACAGACCGAUGUUGAGUCCUUCCAGCAUCUUGAGCCAUUCAUCGACGGAUUCCGCAACUACGGCAAGGGAACCCCCAGAGUUCUCACCGAACAAUUCCUCGUUGACCGAGCCCACCUCCUGAACCUUUCUGCGCCAGAGCUCACAGUUCUAAUCGGCGGUCUUCGUGCACUCGGCCAGAACUACGACGGAUCGUCUCAUGGUGUUCUCACCAAGCGCCCAGGUCAGUUGACCAACGACUUUUUCGUCAACCUCCUGGAUAUGGGCACCGCGUGGAAGGCCACCGGCAGUGACAACGAGCUGUUCGAAGGAGUUGACCGCAAGACGGGUCAAAAGAAGUGGACUGCCACUCGUAACGACUUGGUUUUCGGUUCUCACGCCGAGCUUCGUGCUUUGGCAGAGGUUUAUGCCAGUGCCGACGGAGCUGAAAAAUUCACUAAGGACUUUGUGGCUGCUUGGGACAAGGUGAUGAAUCUGGACAGAUUUGAUCUGGCCUCGUCGGGCACUACUGGCAAAGCAAGGCUUUGAAUGGCGAAUUAGAGUUGAUUGAUCAGAAAUGACUCGAAGGAAUGAACCCAUGAAAUGUGCACACCCAGGUAGCAUGGACCAGUCGGUGAGCUAGAUUGUAUUCCAUAGUUUAUCCAUGGAGACAAGACCAAUUGAGAAAAAUAACUGCGUUUUAUCAAGGGCCAUGUUCAUGUUUACACAAGCAAGCUAUCUAGUACGAGGUCACAUGUUGCGUAGACACUGCUUUCCAAAUGCUCCACUAAAGGCAAGAAGUUUCUGAUAGACCGACUGGAACGAGGGAGGAAAAGCAGAGAGGAUGCGAUUGAGAAU
Exophiala mesophila is the source of this 2736-nucleotide messenger RNA. RefSeq names its product catalase-peroxidase. Gene Ontology annotation, biological process: hydrogen peroxide catabolic process; cellular response to hydrogen peroxide. Gene Ontology annotation, cellular component: cytosol. The record is from RefSeq and is a predicted model, not a curated record. Bases 172 to 2427 code for a protein of 751 amino acids. Gene Ontology annotation, molecular function: catalase activity; heme binding. The transcript has a single exon. Lineage: Eukaryota; Fungi; Ascomycota; Eurotiomycetes; Chaetothyriales; Herpotrichiellaceae.